Molecule: messenger RNA, 482 nt
Organism: Staurois parvus
Lineage: Eukaryota; Metazoa; Chordata; Amphibia; Anura; Ranidae
Source: the annotation of a GenBank genome assembly
UCCACCUCCGCAACAUGCAGACUCCGCCUCCGCAACAUGCAGACUCCGCCUCCGCAACAUGCAGACUCCGCCUCCGCAACAUGCAGACUCCGCCUCCGCAACAUGCAGACUCCGCCUCCGCAACAUGCAGACUCCGCCUCCGCAACAUGCAGACCCCCUCCGCAACAUGCAGACUCCGCCUCCGCAACUCCCUCAUCAUAUCACGACUCGACUACUGCAACUCCCUCCUCACUGGCCCGCCUCGCCGCUGGCUAUCCCCGCUUCAGUCCAUCCUGAAUACGGCUGCCAGACUCAUUCACCUUUCCAACCGCUCCAUCUCCGCCACCCCCCCUCUGCCAAUCCCUCCACUGGCCUCCACUCAGUGUCCUCCACCCCCCUCUGGCAAUCCCUCCACUGGCCUCCACUCAGUGUCCUCCACCCCCUCUCUGCCAAUCCCUCCACUGACCUCCACUCAGUGUCCUCCACCCCCUCUGCCAAUCCCU